UCAAAUUCAGAUAACCAAACAUUGAACCUGAGUUUUCUCAAACCCAGCAUAAGGGUUUCUAAACCGUUAAAAAUACACAAAAUAUCUCCGUCUUCUUCCCGUCGACGCCGUCGAUCUGACGUUUCUUUCCCCGUUUCCCGUUCCGGUCAGCUGCCCGUCAUCACAUUCUCACUCCGGUCAGUGAGUGAAUCAGUCGCUAUCUUCACACUCAAAUCUCACUCACUCCAGAGUAAUUACAGGAUCAGAUGUCCGGUGACGACGUAGAAAAUCCCGAAAAAGAGUCAUUACCUCCCAGUACUCAUAUUGAACCCGAGUCGAAAUGGUAUAGUGGUUUGGUCCAGCAAGUUUCGGUAUACGGUAUAGCUGCUGGAUACUGCUUAUCGGCGUCACUACUCUCCAUCAUCAACAAAUGGGCUGUUAUGAAGUUCCCUUACCCCGGAGCCUUGACCGCUUUACAGUAUUUCACGAGUGCAGCGGGUGUCCUCUUAUUCGGCCGCUUUAAGCUUCUAGAACACGACCGUUUAGACCUACUGACAAUGUGGCGGUUCCUUCCAGCGGCGGUUAUAUUUUAUCUAUCCCUCUUUACAAACAGUGAGCUUCUUCUCCAUGCAAACGUCGACACGUUUAUCGUGUUUCGGUCCGUUGUCCCGAUCUUCGUUGCCAUUGGAGAAACCGUUUUCCUCCACCAACCGUGGCCGUCGCUAAAGACGUGGCUUUCACUCGCGACUAUAUUUGGCGGUAGCGUGCUUUAUGUCAUUACUGAUUACCAGUUCACAUUCAUGGCGUAUAGUUGGGCUUUGGCGUACUUGAUAAGCAUGUCGAUAGAUUUUGUUUACAUUAAGCAUGUGGUAAUGACGAUCGGGCUCAACACGUGGGGUCUCGUGUUAUACAACAAUCUUGAAGCGUUACUACUUUUUCCACUAGAGUUGUUGAUAAUGGGAGAGCUAAAGAAGAUAAAACACGAAUUUACAGAUGAGUCGGAUUGGUAUUCUUUUGAGGUGAUUUUACCUGUCGGGUUAUCAUGCUUGUUUGGUCUGGCUAUUUCAUUCUUUGGAUUUUCUUGUCGUAGGGCCAUAUCGGCUACUGGUUUCACCGUGCUCGGUAUUGUAAACAAGCUGUUAACUGUGGUGAUCAAUUUGAUGGUUUGGGAUAAACACUCGACGUUUAUCGGAACGAUCGGUUUGUUAAUUUGUAUGCUCGGUGGGGUCAUGUACCAGCAGUCUACUAGCAACAAGCCGAAACCUGAAAUUGUCAAGGAAGUAGAAAAUGCAGAAGAGGAGCAACAAAAACUGCUUGAAAUGGAAAAUGUUACCGUCAACGGGUCAGAGGAAGCAAAAUGAGGACAGUAUGUUGUAUUUUUUUUAAUUGUAAGAUGUAUUUGUUUACAAGUCAGUGACUCGGUUGUGAGCAAUCUUAUACAAAGUAGAAGAUCCAUUUAUUCUCAUGAAUACGAGCCAAGUUGUUUUGAAAUCUAUCGUAUAUAUUUGCUUAUUUCCAUUAA
Messenger RNA from Helianthus annuus (common sunflower), 1501 nucleotides. Its product is annotated as GDP-mannose transporter GONST3. Lineage: Eukaryota; Viridiplantae; Streptophyta; Magnoliopsida; Asterales; Asteraceae. Gene Ontology annotation, cellular component: Golgi apparatus. The transcript has 2 exons. The coding region runs from base 246 to 1340 and encodes 364 amino acids. Gene Ontology annotation, molecular function: GDP-fucose transmembrane transporter activity; antiporter activity. The record is from RefSeq and is a predicted model, not a curated record.